Molecule: messenger RNA, 5478 nt
Organism: Pangasianodon hypophthalmus (striped catfish)
Lineage: Eukaryota; Metazoa; Chordata; Actinopteri; Siluriformes; Pangasiidae
Product: collagen alpha-1(XIX) chain
Exons: 56
Coding region: 802-4317 (1171 amino acids)
Source: RefSeq, a predicted model, not a curated record
UUUUGUUUUGUUUUGUUUAUGUUUUUGUUUUCCUAAGGUAGUGUUGCUUCAGCGGUGUAUUAGCCUUCUGGCUCCGUUAUUUGUCGUGUCAUUUAUAAAUGUGGAUGUUUCUUUAUUCUUCUGGCGCCUCGCUUGAUGUCGGCCUCCUGCGAAUUAAACGAAAGUCUUCGAUAAAGUCUUUCUGCACGCCUUUUAGGCAGGAACAGAGCACAUGUAUUCUCACUCGAGCUAAUAUGUUCAGUUGAAUAGUGAGCAGCAUAAUGCUUGCAUAGUAUAUGUAUACAGUAUAAUACUACUGCCACUACAAUUGUACACAGUCAUCCGUGUGUAAUGCAGGCAGCAAUUUUCUUAGGGAAGAACCCUACAUGUUCAGAGCACGGAAUCUCACUGCGAGCACAUAUGAUAAAUACACACGAGCACACAUGUUCGCGCGAUGUUUAUUUAUGAGUUUAUUUUUUGCCUAGUCAACAUGACGAACCGUAGUCUAAACAUUCCACACUGUCCCGCUGGUAAGUGAUGUGACACCUUCACCAGUGUUCAGAGACGUUCGGCUGAUCCCCACGUGAUCCAUGGGCAACGUCCCAAACCGCAUACUACCGUACUAAAUAGCAAGUCAAAAUAGUACCUCCGUAUGGCAACCCAACUAGUACUGUAGUAUGCUGUUUGGGACACAGCCACGAGAUGUAUUUAUUAAUGGAAUAUGUGACCUCACAUCUAAGACGGAUACACAGCUAAGUUGUAUCAAACUCAAGUUCAAAGUACAGUUAUCCAAUAGCACCUUUCUCAUGGUCAAAAGAAGAAAUGAGUCACUGGCUAAAAUGGAUCUUCUUCUGGAUAGUAAAUGCCAUUCCUUUUACUUUUGGCAUGGCAGUAAAUGAUAAAAUAGGCCAUUUAUGCCCUCCUUUAAAACUGGAGAAAAGAUGGUACGCCAACAUGAAUGACCGUCAUGAGUUUACAGGAUAUGAUUUGGCGGAAAAGUUUGUUCUUCGGAAGGGAACAAGUACAGACAACAGACCUUUCUUCAGACUAGGCAGCAAGCCCCUGGUUAAAGCUGCAGAGUUGGUGUUUCCGAGUGGGCUGUCUCAUGAGUACUCCUUGGUAACUACGUUCCGACUCAGAAAAACUACUAAGAAGGAUCGAUGGUUUCUUUGGCAGCUCUUUGACCAGGCUGGAGAAUUACAAGUAUCACUAGUAGUGGAUGGGGCUACAAAGGUGGUUGAGUUUUCAGCCAUGGGCUUUCUGAAGAAUAAACUCCACUAUGUAUUCAAAAACCGGGAUUUGCAUAUCCUCUUUGACCGCCAGUGGCAUAAGCUUGGGGUUUCUGUAAGAAGCAGCACUGUGGCAGUUUAUAUAGACUGUAAGCUGAUUGAGACACAUGUGACUGGCGACAGAGAUGCAGUAGACUUGGAUGGACGUGCACUUAUCACUACCAGGGUGGAGGAUGGACGACCAGUGGAUAUUGAGCUUCAGGAGAUUCUGAUCUUUUGUGAUUCCAGUGUGGCAGAAGAGGACAAUUGCUGUGAUGCAUCAGGAGACAUUUGUGGUGUUAGAGAAACCCAUGCUCCUACAGCUUCCCCAUUGCUCACAGGUUACCGCCACCAAAUGCUGUCCACACCAACCCAACAACCUGCUGAUCAAUGCCUAUGCCGGGGAGAGAAGGGAGAGCCUGGUCCUCAAGGUGAGACUGGACUUCCUGGGGCAAAAGGAGAUAUAGGAGAGAAGGGUGAUUCAGGAAAUAAUGGGUAUCCUGGUAUUCCUGGGCAGAAGGGUGACAUGGGCAUUGCGGGCGUGCCUGGCUUAGACGGACAUCCGGGGAAUAAGGGUGAGCCUGGGUCAGCUGGAGAACAAGGGAUUGAUGGUGAAAAGGGUGAAAAAGGAGCUACAGGAGAACCUGGUCCCGUGGGGACACCUGGACUGGAUGGUUUGAAAGGAGACCCAGGACCUGAGGGCCGACCUGGACUGAAAGGUGAUAAAGGAGAUGCAGGCCCCCCAGGUCCACCAGGGCUUUCUAAUAUAAAAGAAGGUCAAAAAGGAGAAAAGGGUUCCCAGGGUGUUGCUGGAGAAAAGGGAGAAGCUGGUUUACCUGGUCCGCCGGGAGUCCCAGGAAAAGAGGGCAAAAGGGGUCGCCGAGGACAUUCAGGGAGGCCUGGUAUUCCAGGACCACCGGGGGAGAAAGGAGACCCAGGUGUGAUGGGAGAUAUAGGACAGAAAGGGGAGAAAGGGGAUGCAGGUCAGCCUGGUCAAGAGGGUGCCCUUGGCAUUAAAGGACAGAAGGGUGAAGUUGGCCCCAGAGGACCCCCAGGCCCAGUGAUGACAGCGCAUGGGCUCAGACACCUCUCUGUACCAAGUGAAGCAGGGGAGAAGGGUGAGAAAGGGGAAAAGGGAGACCUGGGUGAAAAAGGCAUACCAGGGCUGCCAGGUGUCAAGGGAAAUGAUGGAUUGCCAGGACAAAUGGGAAAGCCAGGUCCACAGGGCAAAGAAGGACUACCAGGUCCUGCUGGACUUCGUGGUCUUCCAGGAGAUAAGGGAUUAGUAGGGGAGCCAGGAGCACCAGGGAGAGAUGGAGAGAAAGGACAGAAGGGUGAUGCCGGUGGAAUCCAAGGGCCACAAGGCCCACCAGGUCCCAAGGGUGAGCCUGGAGGUGGAGCACUUGGUUAUACUGCAGAGGUAGUACCUGGACCAAGAGGAUCAAGAGGGCCAAAGGGAGAGAGGGGAAUGCCAGGGAUACCAGGAGAGCCAGGAGAGAAAGGAAAACCUGGUGUGGGAGUUCAUGGUCCACCUGGCAUGAUGGGACCAAAGGGGGAGCCAGGAGUAGAGGGUCCUCGUGGCCCUCCAGGUUUACAAGGUCCUCCUGGAGCCCCAGGAAGCCAGGGACCUCCAGGUCGUGAUGGCAGACCAGGACCUCCAGGUGAACCAACAGCACUGCCAAUUGUUGGAGAUGUUGGCUCACUUCUGAAGGAGCUAUGCUACACCGCUUCAGCGUACCAUGAGCCCUCUUCCCAUCUGCUCCAUGUCUCAGUGGUGUUGAAUGCCUGCAGUGUGUGCCAGACAAGAUUACCAGGAUUACCUGGACAGAAAGGAGAGAAGGGAGCACCUGGAGCUCCUGGUGGAGAGGGCAUUCAAGGAGACAAAGGUGAUCAUGGUCUAAGAGGUCCAGUUGGUAACCCAGGAAAAGAGGGUCCUAAGGGCGUGAAGGGAGAGAGGGGGUUUCCUGGCCCAAUCGGGGACAAAGGUGAUGAGGGUCCUCCUGGUGUGCCAGGACUUCCAGGUGCAACAGGUCAAAGUGGCCCUCCUGGUCCCAUUGGCAGGCCUGGAAUUUUGGGCCCAGCAGGACCCAAGGGGGAACAGGGCAGCAAGGGUCCACCAGGCAGGCCUGGACAUCCUGGACCUCCUGGUGUCCCCUAUAUGGAUGGGAAUGGAAUGAGCAGUCUAUACAAGCUUCAGAGUGGAGGACACCCAGGACCACCAGGACCUCCGGGGCCCAAAGGGGAUGAAGGGAAAGUAGGUGAACCGGGGCCAAUGGGAUUGCCAGGCUUUGAAGGACUGCCUGGAGCUAAAGGAGACCCUGGCAUGCCUGGUCCACCUGGAGUCCCAGGCCCUAUUGGGAAACCUGGUGCUCGUGGUGAGCCAGGAAUCCCAGGAGAACCAGGAGCUCGAGGGCCUGUGGGAGAGACAGGUUUCCCUGGACCUGAAGGCCCUCCAGGUGUAUCUGGUAGACCUGGAAAAGAUGGGAUUCCUGGAUAUGAGGGACCACCUGGCAGGCCUGGUGAUAGAGGUUCCAAAGGAGAGCGGGGUGAUCCUGGGAUCCCUGGAGAGAGAGGUGUUCAGGGAGAGAGGGGACGACCUGGAGAAAGAGGGCCUUCUGGGAUCCAAGGCCUGCCUGGUGAGAAAGGACAUCCCGGUCCACCUGGUCCUGUAGGAUCACUGCUGAAUGAUUACAACGCCAUGAAUGAAAUUAAAAUGUUCAUCCAAAAUGAAGUAUUGCGUGUCUUUGAAGAAAGGUUAUCGAGUUACACCAUGCUGGAAAAGGUGCCAGCGGCAAUAUUGGCUGCACAUGGCCGCCGAGGCCCCCCAGGGCCACCUGGGAAUGAUGGGUCCCCAGGUCCACCUGGAGAGCCAGGACCUCCAGGCCCUCAAGGCUAUCGAGGACAGAAAGGGGAGAGGGGUCAAAUAGGCCUGGGGAUCCUAGGUGCACCAGGCCCUGCAGGCCCACCAGGUCCACCUGGAAUAGGACUCCCAGGGCCUCAGGGCCCACAAGGAAGAUGCGAACCAGAUGACUGCACCCAUGCUUUGCCCCACACCAACCGGGAGGUUUAGAAUCCAUUCUGUAGCCUCUCAGGCAAAGUCAAGUGUGGAUCCCACAAAGAGCAAAAGUCCACCUCUUACUCAGUAUAAAACAGCAGCCACUGACACAGGAAAAAGAGCAUAUCGUCCUUGAUGUGUUGCCAAAUCCAUGGCUCAUUUUUACAAUCAGCAUAGCACCUCAGUUUCUGUUCAUUAUUACUUGCAUAAUUUUCUCCCAUGUGUGACCAAAUGUAUUACAUACUAGACAGUUAUUCUCAGGGUUUUUUUUUUUUUUUUUUUUUUUUUUUUUUUUUUUUUUUUUUGAAAGGGCAGGAUAUAUAAGCUAGGUUCUUAAAAUCAUAAAUUCUUAUUUACCUCAGCUUUUUAUGCAAGAGAAACAAAAUAGAUUAAUUACAGGUGUGAUGAAACUACAGAAUAUUAAUAGAGCAUAAAUAUGAUAAUGCAUAUUGUGUAAGUAUAGUGUGUUUAGCUUAAAAAGUAUGAAAGAUUUUAUUUAUGUGUAGGUUCGCAAGUGUAGGCCAGAGCAUUUGGGAAGGGCACUAUUCUUGACAAUGAAGAAAGGUUUUUUAUUUGUUUCUUUGUUUGUUUGUUUCACCAUCAUUACUGUAAAUAUGGUGGCCAUUUAUUAAACAUUUUUCUAUAUCUGUGGAUGAGCAAUUUUACUGCUUUCAAUAUAUUGGAACCUAACAUUAAAAAAGCAUGUUACAAUGGAAAAAGAACAGUAUUCAACUGAACUACACAAUACAGUAGGUUAAAACAAGAUUGGUUUAUUUUCAUGUUUAAAAUGUGAGGAAGGGAGAAGCAUUUAUUGUUUACAAUAGAGCAUGCAAUCGAAUCUUCCCACCCAGCUAUUGAAUUUGAAUUAAUUCAUGCUGUAUGUAUAUUUUGAUUUGGCUGUAUUUCAAAUGCAAAUACUAUACAGUUGAUAAUUUUAUGCAAUGCUGUUUUUAUUUUACAAUAUUUACCAUCUUUGUCUGGUCUUUAUAAGGUACUUGAACAUUUGUCAACAUGCCAUAUCCAUCCUUAUCUACACAACUCAAAUGUUUUUCAAAUGUUAUACAUUUUUACUGCAUUGGAUUAAGAUGUGUCUAUGCAAAUUGUUUCAUUAUUUAGUAAUGUUUUGAUUAGUGCAAGGGUUGGGACUUUUUUUUCAAUUAAAAAAGACCCUUUAGA